AUGAGGGUGCUGUUAGUUUGCCUGGCAAGCUUACUAGUCUGCCUGAAGACGGCUGAUUCUCACUCUUUGCCGCAAAAGGAUUACGAAACUGAUUCCAGCAAACAUUACAUUACCAAUCCACUGAAUGACACCAGCGGAAAUAAUAGCAGCUCGGUCCCCGACACCACAACAUUCAUUGUGCGUUACGUAACUACGGUUGACAAGAAAGAGUACAAGGGUAUAUACGCCCACAAGAACGGCAAAGUGAAGAAAAUAUUGGAAGGCGGCAGGGCCGUCUCUGUUUGGCCUUCGAAGUCGCGCGCCUAUUUGGCCCAUAAAGACGGUAUCUACGUUUACGACAGUGAAACAGAGAAGCUUGAGAAGUACGGCAAUCUGAGUGACAGCAUCAUCGGGAUCGUAAAAGAGAACCGCACCGACGACCUGUACAUUCUCACGGAAGACCACGUCGUCUACAAGGUCAUCGAGGAAGGGACCAAGAAGAUCAAGGUCAACGAGGCUGAGCAUGCUGAGCAAAUAGCGCUGGACUGGGAUGACAACUUGUACUACAUCGGAGCGAACAAUCAACCGUAUGUUGUCGCUUCGGACGGUGCGAAGAAGAUCGAAGGUCUUCCAGCUUACUCAACCUCAGCGGUAAUCUCUAGGGCUCCGAUCAAGAUAGAGCACGGAGCGUGGUUUAUGUCCGGACAACAGCCAUACGUCAUCUAUCCCAACGCGACCAGCGAACCAUUCGUGUUCAGCGACCAAGAGAAGUUGGAAUAUGAGAAAAGAAAUCGUGAUCUUCAAGUUAUUUUCUUACAGAUGAGGAAUCAAACAGAGAAAUAA
Messenger RNA from Bombyx mandarina (wild silkworm), 822 nucleotides. RefSeq lists its product as uncharacterized. The record is from RefSeq and is a predicted model, not a curated record. Lineage: Eukaryota; Metazoa; Arthropoda; Insecta; Lepidoptera; Bombycidae.